This is a messenger RNA of Cuscuta europaea, 1274 nucleotides long. The record is from the annotation of a GenBank genome assembly. NCBI's taxonomy places the organism in Eukaryota, Viridiplantae, Streptophyta, Magnoliopsida, Solanales, Convolvulaceae.
GACCAUUCACAGACAGAUAGAAUGAACGAUAGAGAGGCAAAACAGAGCCCCAGCGAAGACAGGUGCAGCAACCCAUUCUGACGACCACAACAACUAGGAGGCCAUUCCACCUACCAUAUUCUUCAACCUCUGGGUACUAUGGAGGUGUUAGCGGAUCCAAAUCCGGUUGAUCCUUCUGUCCUUACAUUGCAGGCCACACAUAGGACUGAGGACGUGUGGCGUGGCCUGGAUGUGCAGAUUGAUAGGUGUCGAGAGCACCUCCAUAGUUUGUCCCACGUGCAGGUGGACGAGAGAGUUUUAGCAUAUGUUAGAGCUGCUAGUUUUUUUGGUCUACAUAGAUUGGUGGCUACUGUUCCACUUGAUAAAGCUCUGGUCAUCGCUCUUCUUGAGCAUUGGAGACAGGAGACUCACACAUUUCACCUUCCAGUUGGUGAGGUGACAGUGACCUUGGGAGAUGUCAGAUGUGGCUGUUUUGACUAGGUUACAGUUUUAGCUCAAGUUAUGUGUACGAGGCGUCGGUUCGAGUUUUGUGUUAUUUGGAGUCAAAAUCAGGAAUUUAGAGUCCGGCAUCGGCGCUUGAAGAGAAAUCAGGACAACUUGAGAAGCAUUCGAGAGUGAAUUGAUGGCUUUGGAGGUCACUGUGAGGUUCACUAAUGAAGAUUUGAUGACAAAAGAGCUCUAGAAUUGGCUAGGGGAUCAAAAGAAGACAAAUACAGCUUUAAAAUGACGUUCAAAAUGUCCUUAUGUCAAUCGUUCAAACAUAUCUCUUUGUAAAAGCAUCAAAAGGACACGAUUCAAGUUGCAUAUGAAAGCCAACUUCAAGGGCUAUAAAUCAUAUGAAGAAACCAUUGCAAGAAUCUGAGAGGAAGAAAGUGAAAACAGACGAUGAAGUCAGAUGGUCCCUGUUGCGAUUUCAAAAUGAGACCAUCCACCAUUUUAUUCAUAUCUCUUGAUUGGAUGAUUCAAAUCCAAUUCGGCAAGUUGUUGUGGAUAGAGGACUUCAUUAUCUACAACUUUCAUGAAGGACGUUUUGUCAAAAUCGGACCAGAAAAGCCGGAAAACUCACUGACAGUGGGGAGAGACGCACGCGUGCGUCCAACGAUUUUACGCGCAUGUCUGUCGGACGCAUGGACGCAACGCACGCGUGCGUGGGCGUCGUGUGUGCCCCGUUUCAGUCCUAAUUCAACCUGAAUUGCUCCGUUUUUCCUAUUUAAACAGACUGUAAACCCCUAUUUUGAGGGGGAGCUUAGAGAGAGGCCUAGGGACGAAAUUUC